GUCUGUGUGUGUGUGAGAGAGAGAGAGAGAGAGAGUGCGAGAGAAGAGAGUCUGUGUGAGAGGGAGAAAGUCACAUUGAAUGCUGGGCCGGCUGCCGCAGUAUCUCGGCGAGAAACAACACGAUAUCCUGCUGUAGUCCAAGAGAUUUAGUGGCAGUAAAGCGGCGAUAGCCGAGGAAACUAAGCCAUGCAGGUUAACUUACGGCCUUAAACCGGCAACGUGUAACUUGUAAGCUGCAGCAAGACCCACGCCAGUAUGGAUCGCGAGUGGUUUUAGCCAAGUUGUUGUCAGUGAGGAGAAUACGCUCCUGUUAUACUAGAGGCCCAUUGCUUCUCAGGACGUUGCACCAGACAGUACACAAUGAAAGCUCCUAAUGCAGUGCCCACGUAAUAGAUUGAUUGCAGAUUUAACUCAGACUGAACUACUGCAAUAAUUACAGGCGAUGUAUGCCAUUGCCAGAUUGUUUAAUUAUAUAUUAACACACCUUUGAGGAAUACACAUCUGGGGUGCAGGCCUAUCAACCUGUAAGCUAUCUGUGUGAUGCAACGUUAAAGCUAUAAGUUGAAAACAAAACCUACACUUCAAAUUGGGUCAGGUUUCUUGUUUACGUUGAAACAGUUUCUUGAUUUGGUACGAUCACAUGAAAGUUGUUGAACUCGCCCUCCACUUAAACCCUCGUACUGGCACUCUUGAAAUUUGAUAUCAUUGCUUUUUAGUGUUUAUAGUGACGCAGAGUCCCUGACAGUCAGAUCUUCCAAAUCAAGGACUCUCUGGCUUACCCACGUUGUACUGCUGCUCUUACUUCUUCCCUACUUAAAUUCAAGAUCUUUCUUCGCCUUUUGAGACCCGUCCUGUUUCUCAUUUCUGCCUUUUUACAUAUGUGUCCUCUAUGCUGUGUUAGGUGUUUUACAACUCUUUAAGCAAGUUGCAGGAUUAGUUUGGUUAGGGUUAGCUUAUUUGCUCUUUCAUUCAAAGGUGUUACCAGCCAGCACUCUCGCUGUUAAUUCCGUCACUGAGAGGAUCCAACACUGACGCUGGGGUGCAGUUCCACAAGUGUCGACAGCCCUACCUAUCUUCGCCCAAGAGCCCAUUCUACAUGUGGAAGCUUAAACCGACAAAUCCAGUACUUUAUGAAUUGGGUGCAGGGUAACAGCACGCUAUCCCAUGGAGACUUAGAAUUGGCCUGCUGGUACAAACCUGGUCGAGAGACCUCUGCCAGAACAGUGAGGCCUAAGGCCCACACAACAUCAACUCUGUCCUCAAACAGAACAGGCCCGUGAAACAUUGACUGGAUAUUCUCAGGCUUCUCUGCAGAAUGUCAGCCAAGGAUCGACACAUUGAUUCGAGCUGCUCAUCAUACAUUAAGACAGAGCCAUCCAGCCCUGCUUCACUGACAGAUAGUAUCAAUCACCACAGUCCAGGUGGCUCCUCGGACGCCAGUGGGAGCUACAGCUCCACUAUGAAUGGACACCAGAAUGGCCUGGACUCUCCCCCACUCUACACGACGACCAACCUGGGCAGCAACGGUAGCUCCCGUAAACGGUACGACGACUGUUCGAGCACUAUAGCUGAAGACUCGCAGACCAAGUGCGAGUACAUGUUGAACUCCAUGCCCAAAAGGUUGUGUUUGGUCUGUGGCGACAUAGCAUCAGGAUAUCAUUAUGGUGUUGCUUCCUGUGAGGCCUGCAAAGCAUUCUUCAAGCGCACUAUACAAGGUAACAUCGAGUACAGCUGCCCAGCGACAAAUGAAUGUGAAAUCACAAAGCGUAGACGCAAGUCUUGCCAGGCCUGUCGUUUCAUGAAAUGCCUAAAAGUAGGCAUGCUGAAAGAAGGCGUGCGCUUAGAUAGAGUACGUGGAGGACGGCAGAAGUAUAAGCGCAGGAUAGAUGCAGAGAACAGCCCUUACUUGAACCCUCAGCUGGUUCAACCAGCCAAAAAGCCAUUCAACAAGAUUGUCUCACACUUGCUUGUGGCUGAGCCAGAGAAGAUCUAUGCCAUGCCUGAUCCCACCAUUCCGGAGAGUGACAUCAAGGCCCUCACUACACUGUGUGAUCUGGCUGAUCGAGAACUAGUGGUCAUCAUUGGAUGGGCAAAGCAUAUUCCAGGAUUCUCCACAUUAUCUCUGGCUGAUCAGAUGAGCCUCCUCCAGAGUGCCUGGAUGGAGAUUCUGAUCUUGGGAAUUGUGUACAGGUCGCUGUCUUUUGAGGAUGAGCUGGUAUAUGCCGAAGACUACAUCAUGGAUGAAGACCAGUCAAAGUUAGCUGGGCUUCUUGAUUUGAAUAACGCCAUACUGCAGCUGGUAAAGAAAUACAAGAGCAUGAAGCUGGAGAAAGAAGAGUUUGUCACCCUGAAAGCUAUAGCGCUCGCUAAUUCAGAUUCAAUGCACAUAGAAGAUGUUGAGGCUGUUCAGAAGCUGCAAGAUGUCUUGCAUGAGGCCCUGCAGGACUAUGAAGCUGGGCAGCAUGGGGAAGAUCCACGCCGUGCUGGUAAGCUACUGAUGACUCUCCCUCUUCUCCGGCAGACCUCUACCAAAGCUGUGCAGCAUUUCUACAACAUCAAACUGGAAGGCAAAGUUCCCAUGCACAAACUAUUCUUGGAAAUGCUGGAGGCCAAGGUCUGACUAGAGGAACCUAGGCCUUCCCGUGAAACCACACAGAAUGGGUUAGGCCACAGCAAAGGGAAGAAACGUAGGAAUUGAACCAGACAAAAGUUAACUGUAGUGUUUAAUUGAGAAAACAGAACUGCACUGAUAUUUAGCAGUAUGACUGUGAAGCAGCUUUCAACUUCUCAUUCUUCUAGGAUUUUUUCAUGCAGAUUUUGCUGUUGAACUUUUUAAUGAGGUCUCUAAAUGAAGAGAGAGAAGGAAGCCAGCCCUGCCAAAGGAUGGGAAUCCAUAAUAUGGAUGCCAUUGAACUAAUAAUAAGAGAAAUAUCCCCAUCAACAAAGGAUUCAGACUGACAACUGUUUUACCUAGCAGUACAGCGCAUUGACUGAAUGCAGUGUUAGGUUCCAUAUGAACAGUCUGUAAUUAAGCAACGGAGCAGCGUUGCAUUGGCUGCUUCUUCUCAUUGCAUUUUUUCCACCUUAGAUCAGUUACAGCCAUUUAAUUCCUUAAUUGUUUUCAAGUCUUCCAGAUAUUUCUUAGGUUAGGAACUAUGUCUAUUUCAGGGAAUAGUAAGCUUUACUCAGUCACGCAAUACUGAAAAUACUGCAUUUAUUUGCUGGCUGGAAAAACGAUGGACAGUUAUGAAGAACAAACAAAACUUUUUUUAAAACCUUUGUUGUUGAUGUUGUUUAUGGGUUUUUUGUACCAGCUUUACCACUACAGCCAUUUUAUUAAUCUGUGAAUUUAUCUUAAGCAAUAGUGAAUGAGAAGGUGCAUACUUUUUAUGGAUGCAAUUUAUGUUGAGUGCCAGUUCAGUCAAAAUCCUCAACUUCUUGAACACAAGGUAAUACAUAGCUUCAAGUUCAUUAUUGCAAUUAGAUUACACCUUUAUUAAUAGGCUAGUUGAUCUGACAAUUGAAUCCAAUGCAACAAGAUUAUACACUAGCUUGCCCCAGCAUACCUUGGAAAUAUGGUACUAAUGUAAAAUAAUGUACUUUACAGGCAUAUUUAUUAACCAUUCAAAACAUGACUGAUAAGGUGUAAAUUUGAUUUAGCAACUAAUCAGAUGUUUUUCCUCCCCCUUAAAAGCUACAUUUGCUACAUUUUAAAACAAAUGAAGGCGCUAACCUGUACCAAGUACUCAAAUGUCAGUAUUAAUAGCUGCUCCCUGUUGUACCAUGUGACAUCCUCUUCUGUGUACACUUAUGUAAUCAAAGAUUGUGAGCCUAACCUGAGGUCAUGUAUUGGAAACAAAAAAAAAUGUUGUAGUUCAGCUUGCAAUGUUUCAUGUUUGCUGUGUUCUUCUAAUUUUAGUUGAAUUCAAAGACUGUUGUCUUGUUCUUAUUGUGGUGUUAGAUUCUUGUGAUUGUACGCAUUAGACACAGGGUAGAAUUAGAGACAGUAAUGGAUGUAAAAUUCCUCAGGAGAUAGUGUAUUCUAUUCCUUACUGGUGAUAAGAUUGCUCCUAUUAAUAAUAAGAACAAAUAGUUUAAGAAUCAGAACAAAUAUCUCUUCCAACAAUACACAUUUAAAUCAUUAAUUUAAAAAGGGAUAUUUUGUGUAACAGUUUAUUGUAGAAUAACAAUGUAUAUCUUAGAAAAGAAUUUGAAAUUUCCAAACAAUAGGUAAAUGUCUAAUUUUUAAAUGCUGUAAAUAUAGCUAUGUUCAAACAUCUCAAAUGGUUGUUAAAACCAGCUUUGUGUCGUUACAAGUUUUUGGUGCAGACAAGUUUCCCAAACUACUGCUACAUUGUGUGCUUUGAACAAAAAAAAGACAAAAAGGUUGAUGGUAUGCAUCAACCUUGUGCUAUAAAUACUGUGUAUCAUUAGCCGUACGAGACUAUAUAGUAGAUUGUGGUUUCUCAGUAGAGAAUUGACUGUACUGUGAUUCUAGACUUUAUUCAUCAUUAGCAGCUCAUUCAGGUGGUCAAUAACUUGAAGUUUAUAGCUGUAAUAGGGAACUAAGAAACUGGCACGACCCUUUAAAAAAAAUCCAACUCCUGGGAGUAAGGUGCUGAUUUUGAGUAACAGGAGCUAAGCUCUGUGGAGUGCAAGGGAAGGAUUUAAGGUUUAUUUUGCUCAUGCUUAUGGUUAGAACCAGCAGCAAAAUCUCAUUUAUCAAUGCUCAGAUCAGCAAAAUGAGAUAGUUAAAAUGAAGGUUCUAUGUUUUAAGCUGUAUCUGUUUUUUCUUCUUUUUUUCUUUACGAUUAUCUUUAUUUUCUGUUUAAUUAUGGCAAUAUGAUUGUGUGACUCUUCAACAGUUGCACUUGCAUUUCAAUCAGAACAAAUAUUUAUUCCACUAUUUGCAUUUUAAGAACAGACAGGUUUCAAAAUAAUAUGAAAAAAUUAUAAACAGCUAUUUUUCUUAUAUAGAACAGAAUGUUGGGUGUUGGUGAUUGUAUUUAAAUUAUUUAUGCAUCUGUGUUUACCUGCCUACAAACAAUUUAUGGCAGUCUUACAUGCAAAGUUUAAAAGCAGAAAAAAGUUUUAAAAAAGCUACAAAUACCAGGAGUUGAAGUUUAACCUGUAGUGAAAAACCAUGUCUGUAGGUCUAGGCAAGCUUUGUGCUUCACAUCUGUAAACAAUCAACUGUAUAUUUUUGUGACGUGUAUCAUACUGUGUGCUCUGACAAAUGUCCAUUUGUGUAAAUGUAUUUAUUUUAUAUUGUAUAUAUUGUUAAUGCAAAAGGAGACAAUGAUUCUGUAACUUUAAUCAGUUCCAAUGUGUACUCUAAUUAUGCCUUUCAGGAUGAUGGUAGAGCAAUAUUAAACAAGCUUCCACUUUUA
Messenger RNA from Rhincodon typus (whale shark), 5390 nucleotides. Its product is annotated as estrogen-related receptor gamma. Gene Ontology annotation, cellular component: nucleus. Bases 1316 to 2620 code for a protein of 434 amino acids. Gene Ontology annotation, biological process: regulation of DNA-templated transcription. Lineage: Eukaryota; Metazoa; Chordata; Chondrichthyes; Orectolobiformes; Rhincodontidae. The transcript is spliced from 9 exons. Gene Ontology annotation, molecular function: DNA-binding transcription factor activity; steroid binding; nuclear steroid receptor activity. The record is from RefSeq and is a predicted model, not a curated record.